Fukomys damarensis (Damara mole-rat) is the source of this 3296-nucleotide messenger RNA. It is a transcript of the gene Gja5, whose product is annotated as gap junction protein alpha 5. Gene Ontology annotation, biological process: cell communication. The record is from RefSeq and is a predicted model, not a curated record. Gene Ontology annotation, cellular component: connexin complex. The transcript is spliced from 2 exons. NCBI's taxonomy places the organism in Eukaryota, Metazoa, Chordata, Mammalia, Rodentia, Bathyergidae. The coding region runs from base 148 to 1221 and encodes 357 amino acids.
GAGGGUGGAAGAGAACAACUGACAGGCUGGAGAGCAAAUAACAGUGGGCAGUUGAAGAGGCAGCCAGAGUGUGGAGAAGCCAACAGGAAAUCCAGGGAGGAGGAAAAGAAGCAGAAGUCUUGGUGUGGGUUCCCUGCCUGUGCCAAGAUGAGUGACUGGAGCUUCCUGGGAGCGUUCCUGGAGGAAGUACACAAGCAUUCCACCAUAAUCGGCAAGGUGUGGCUCACUAUCCUGUUCAUAUUCCGCAUGCUCGUGUUGGGCACGGCUGCCGAGUCUUCCUGGGGAGAUGAGCAGGCUGAUUUCCAGUGUGAUACCAUUCAGCCUGGCUGUGAGAAUGUUUGCUACGACCAAGCCUUCCCCAUAUCCCACAUUCGCUACUGGGUGCUGCAGAUCAUCUUCGUCUCCACGCCAUCCCUGGUGUACAUGGGCCACGCCAUGCACACCGUGCGCAUGCAGGAGAAGCGGAAACUACGGGAAGCCGAGAGAGCCAAAGAAAUCCACCGCGCUGGUUCUUACGAAUACCAGGUGGCUGAGAAACCAGAGCUGUCCUGCUGGGAGGAAAUGAAUGGAAAGGUUGUCCUCCAGGGCAAUCUGCUCAACACCUACGUCUGCACCAUCCUGAUCCGCACCACCAUGGAGGUGGCCUUCAUUGUAGGCCAGUACUUCCUCUAUGGAAUCUUCCUGAACACCCUGCAUGUCUGCCGUAGAAGUCCCUGCCCCCACCCCGUCAACUGUUACGUAUCUCGGCCCACAGAGAAGAACGUCUUCAUUGUCUUUAUGCUGGCUGUGGCCGGGCUGUCCCUCUUCCUCAGUCUGGUUGAACUCUUCCACCUGGGAUGGAAAAUCAAACAGCGAUUUGUCCAGUCGAGGCAGAGCGUGGCUAAGUGCCAACUACCUGGCCCCUCUGGAGGAGCAGCCCAGAGCUGCACACCUCCCCCUGACUUCACUCAGUGCCUGGAGAAUGGCCCUGGGGGGAAGUUCUUCAGUCCCUUCAGGAACAAUAUGGUCACUCAGCAGAACACAGACAACAUGGCCACUGAGCAAGUGCAGGGCCAGGAGCGGAUUCCUGGGGAGGGUUUCAUCCAUAUGUCCUAUAGUGAGAAGCCUGACCUGCCCAAUGGAGUCUCAUUAGGUCACCACCUUCCCCAUGGCUACCACAGUGAAAAGCGUCGUCUGAGCAAGACCAGCAGCAAGGCCAGGUCAGAUGACCUAUCAGUGUGAACCUCCACAAUGGGAGAACCAGGCGGGGUUGGAGAAAGAGGCCUCAGAGAAGGAAGAUACAUCCUUUUUGAUCCCAUAUUCUCAUUCUCAUUACUGCUCUGCUCCUUUUGGGCCGUGAAUCUCAUUUGCAUUGCUUAUUAAUUCUAGAAGGUAUAACCGGGUUCUUGAGAGUUUGGUCAUGAUGGCUGCCCAGCAGGCUGUUGUCCCCUCCUCAUUUUUUACCAGUAUACUCAGAGAAGUCUUUCAGAUUAUGCACUGAAUAGGGGAAGGGAAGGGAAGGGAACUGUGGCAAAAUCAGGCUGGAGAAGGAUAGCCCUAAGAAUAGAAUGCCAGCAAUGUAUCAGAUAAGUUCCCAAGUUCCCGUGGCUCUCUUGACCUCAUCUCCCCUCCCCGCCAAAGAAGAACUCAAAAUUCUCGUCCAAGAGAGCACCAAUCAAAAAACUUGAUUAUCUGUGCCCUUGAAUCUGUUGUUUUCUCUGUUGGGCCAUACUUUGUAGUGGUGGUGAGGUGGCCUAUGGCUGCGGUUGACUACCCUUCCCUCUACCCAGUCUUAAAAGGACAUCCUUGGAACUUGACUAGCUUCAAUUUUACAAGUGCCUUGGCAUGUAUCUCAGGCAAAUGUCCCACCUUGGUGAUGCUGUGGCCUUUCCUUCUGCCAGGGUAAAUGAGCCCAUGAGGGUGCCAGCUCCUCCAGAGAGUCGCUGUAUGCACAAACUGCCACCACCUCAUAUCCUGUGCCUCCUGAACUGUUUCUUACAGUUCAGCCCAAUGGUAGAAGCCAUCCUGUACUUCUUCACUUGGCUGUUUAUCCAGUGUUCCUCUGAAGAUCACUUUAUCAAUAGGAAUGACCCCCAAAUCACUGUCCUCUCUCAGAUCCUGAACACACCACCAGCCACUGAGAGCAGUGGAAUUUUCCCAGGAUGUAUUAAAAAAAGAACACUGUCUUCUUAGAUUCCCUUUGGGGAAAAAGAUACUGGAAAAUAUUUUCUUCUAUUUCUCUUAUUAACUGCCAACUUAGACUAUCAGGCAGAGGUAUGAUGACAGCUAUUGAGGUACCCAGAUCUCUCUUUCCCUGGAGGCAUCCGCAGGGACAUGGAAGAAGUAGGGGAAUCUUAGCAAGACCCUGAAAGUGCACAGAGAGUCCUACAUCUCCCCAAUUCCUUUAUUGAGACUGCCAAGGAAAGGCAGCAGAAAAGUGCUGCCUUCCCCAUGGACUGGCUUUGUGUCUCUACUGAGUGGAUCCAUAAUGGGAUGGGGGCUGCCAUUGUGAAUCAGGUGACAGAUGCUAAGAAUUGGAUAUUGAGAAUACCAAGACAUUAUUACGUGUAAAAGAUGCAUGCGUGUGUGUGUGUGUGUGUGUGUGUGUGUGUGUGUGUGUGUGUUGGUGAAGGGGAGGGGAGUCUCAAAAUAAGGAAAGAAAACUGUAGAGAACCUGUGCCUUCUAAUUGCCUGGCAGAGGGCCCAAGCCUCAUUGUCUUAGUGUUAUUCACCUCAACAGAUACACAUGAGAGGUUGGGACAGAGGAGGUUAAAAGCUCAAAGAAGACCCAGCUUUUCCUCUACCUGCUCAUUUUUGGACCACUCUGCAACUAUUUUGAUGCUGUUGGUGGGUAGAGAGAAGAACUUGAGAGAAGAGAUAGAAAACACACCAGCUGAGACCGUUUUUUUAAGAGCAGGACAAAUUUAUUGAGAGAAAGAAAGCUUCUGUCUAAGAGAGACACAAAGGGGGCCAGAAAUUGGGUUGUCUGCUCAACCCACUUCUCCAAGAUGUUUUAUACAGCAAAGCCAUGUGGUGAGGUGGGUACAAAGGGGGACAAAACUAUAAGACCCAAUGGAAAAUUACAAGGUGGGCAUGAGGUGAGGCAAAACCGUGACCGACCAAUAAGAUUCUAAGUAUGGACACCCAGGUAAUAUUGAUCAAACGUGGGAGCAAGUCACACAGCAAGCACACAAGGAUUUUCAGUAAGGGUGGGGGUCAGGGAUAUUUCCAGGAAAGGCUGGAUUAAGUCCUUGGCCCCCCACCCAGGUGAUUGAUACCUUCUUAGAAUAUCAGUCACUGCUCUUUAUCCCCAGGGA